Salvia miltiorrhiza (redroot sage) is the source of this 1847-nucleotide messenger RNA. RefSeq lists its product as uncharacterized. Bases 204 to 1646 code for a protein of 480 amino acids. The transcript has 5 exons. NCBI's taxonomy places the organism in Eukaryota, Viridiplantae, Streptophyta, Magnoliopsida, Lamiales, Lamiaceae. The record is from RefSeq and is a predicted model, not a curated record.
AACGUUUAAAACCCAACGGCUACUUCCACCUUACCGUUUUAACAUAUUUUCAAAACCUCUUACAGCAAAGCCACACCUCAUCAUCAAACUGUGUAAGAACUCAACUAUAAAUUCUAUUUACGAAGAAAAGGCACAAAAGAAUUGAAAUCCUGCAAAACGCAGCUGAAUCAGAGCCAAAAAUCAAACAUUUUUUUGAUCAGAUAAUGGCGUACGCAUACAAGCCCACAUACUACACAUCACUGCACGAUUCCAUGACCUCUAUCUGCAAGACGAUCCUCCCGUUUUCGUUCAAGAAGAAGCGGAUGCCGGCGAUAGCUGCGGCGGAGCAGCAGCGGGCCAAGGAGCAGUCGGAUCAGUUGAAAUGGCAGCAGGAAUCGUUCCACCAGAUGCAUAAUUUGAUGGGCCUCUGUAAAGAGGGGAUUCUUCAUGAAGAUGAGGUCUCUGCUUUCAGAGCGCAUCUUCUCGAAACUCUCAUCAUGUCGCCGGUCGAUUACGAGUCGCCUUUGAUUCUAAGGGAUAAGCUCAUCUUCUUGCAGGAGUUGCUGUAUGCAAAUUGCAUAUCGGAGGAUGAGUACCAUGCAUCAAAGAGGCCUUUGUUGCAGAGGCUAGCAGUUCAGGGAGCAGAGAUUAAGGAAACGGACGUGACAGUUGGCGGGGCGCAGAAACUGAUUUCGAAUGAAGAGUGGUCUGUAAUAGAUUUGAAGGAAGAGAAAUGCUUGGUUAAAUCAGAGAGCUUAAGGCUUACAAACAAACUGAAAGAGAGUUCAGCAUCAAAGAAAACAAAAGGGGCUUCUUCUGUUUUGGCUUUCGUAUCGCCCAAUAAAUAUGGGAAGUUGAAGGAGGACAAGGAUGAAAGUGGCUCGGAUCGAAAGAAUAUGAGGCCAAAGGCUCUAAAUGUAGGGAAUGAGGUUUUGAGGUCUACUGAAAAUCCUUUCUGGAAUGCUGCUGGUUUGAAUGAGAAAGAAAAUGAAUCCAAACCCGUUUUCGUGAUGGAAAGUUUACCUGAAUCUGAGAAGCAAAUUGGAAGUGAAAAGGGGAAGAGGAAACCAUUUAGUGCCAUCUUUCAAAGAGAGCCAAAGGAGGGGAAUGAUGAUCCAGCUCUUGACAGCAAAGAAAAUGGGAAGUUGGUGAAGAAAACAUGGGGUUUUGAUGGAUUCAAGAAAUGGAAGAAGGGAAAUGUCGAGGAUGAAAGAACUCCCUUGUCCCUAACUGAAAAAUCAGAUGACACAAAGGAACCAGAAACCAAGAAAAUGAAGAAUAAAUUGCAUCCAAAUGAUGUGAUUUUAGAUGAGGCUUUUGGAGAUAACAUAAAGAAGGAACUGUCUCGAAUCCAAACAGAACUCAGUGCAAGAAGUACACGCAUCCAUGUCUCAGAUGAUCAACUUGAUGAAGUCUCGAAUAGUCAUGCAGUCAACAAUGCUAACAAUGGGCAAAACGUAGCGAGAGAGAAACGCAACUCGAAAAGAUGGACCACAUUUGAUGAAGAAGAAGAAGAAAACUCGCACCCAAAUUUGUUUGCUCCUCAACAUCAGUCAUACUCUGUGAAGCAAACCAGGUUGUCUUCCUCAAGAACUGCUUCACGCACAUCUUUUAACAAUAGCAGCAUCGAUAAGGGCUUUAGAUAUAAUCCCUUCUUCGACAUGUAAGACAAUCGGCACAAUCUUUCAAGAACCCAGAAGCCAAGUUUCUAUACAAGUUACCCUUAUUAUGUGUGUUUGUUUGUAAAGAGGAAAGGAUUGUAUCAUACAAUCUAGCUAAUUAUUUCCUAUGUAGAUUUUGAUUAUUUUGCUGUAAUAUACACUCUGCAACCGUGCUGUAUCUAUAAUCUGAUGAUUUUAUUCAGUUCA